AUGCGACAACUCCCUAGGUUAUGCGAGGAAAGCGAACAGGACACUCGUUAUGUGCAAUACUUUGUAGAGUGUCUCUCCGUGGACACCCCCAGCUGUGGCAGCGAAUACUUGCACUGGCGACCUCUCAUGAUCCAAGCCAUGCAUCAGGAGAUUGCUAUUCGUCGAGGUGUUGUCGCUUUGAGCGCGCUUAUGCAGGAACGAAUGGAGCAUGGCUCAGUGGGGAUACAUGGGUUUGAUGCGCCUCCUCGGAGCGGACGGUAUCUUUUCGGGCUGAAAAAGUAUAGCAGGGCGUUGGCUUCCUUGCAGGAAUUAGUCAAGGAUAUGGGGAAUGACAGAUAUCUCACGCAGGUGGCCCUGCUCUGCGGGAUCAUCUGUAUCUGGUUUGAGAUUCUCAUGCGAGAUUAUCUUGCUGGGUUGCGUCACCUGGAGAUGUGUCUGAAGAUAGUUCUCAAUGCAGGCCCUUCGGGGAAUGUCGACUCGGACAUCCAAAGAGCUUAUGCGCGAAUGGACAUGCAAGCAUCGUUGUAUGUCGGGAUCCGCACCCCCGUCACAGUUCCCGAAGCAAUGUCCCCGAUCCCCUACGUCUUCGACUCGUUCAACCAAGCCGAAGCCUGCCUGAUGGAGGAAUACGCUCGAGUUGUCCACUUUUACCGCAAUGCAGGCAAUUUCUACCGUAUCCAUCAACUAUUUUGCGUUCCGCUGGAGCUAGUUGCGUACACACAGACCCUGCAAGCGCGUCUUGAGCUUUGGAAGUCAGCAUUCGGGUAUUCCUAUGCCUGUCAGAAGGCGCAGGGCAGUCCGCAGACUUCUGCGCGCGCUUCUCUUCUUCUUAUCCACUAUUACAUCGCGCUGGUAACCGCGGCUACAUCCGUCUAUGCCGAGGAAACGCUGUAUGAUCAGUUCCUGUAUGUGUUCAAGCGGAUUCUUUCCCUGGCGAGAUCGUUGAACGCCUGCCAAGAGAGUGCCGCUGCAACUUUGCUUGUCGGCGUUCCGAUGAAAAUGGGCAUCAUUCACCCGUUGUAUUUUGUCGCGACCAAAUGUCGGGACUCAGCGGUCCGGCAAGAGGCCAUCGACUUGUUGUCCUCGGCGCCGUAUCCGGAUGUGGUCUGGGAGGCGCCGAUACUGGCGGCGGUGUCACGAAGGGCGAAGGAAAUCGAGGAGCUGGGCCUCGAUGGCAAUCAGCCGGUCCCUGAGUUCAAAAGGCUUCAUGGCCUCGGGUGGGCAAUUGAGUAUGAAUCUCGUCAGGUGCGGGUGGAAUUCCGUAGACGCCCCAAUGGCAUGGACGGAGAGUGGGAUGAGUGGGAGGAAUGCCUUAGCUGGUAG
This is a messenger RNA of Aspergillus udagawae, 1323 nucleotides long. RefSeq lists its product as uncharacterized. The transcript has a single exon. NCBI's taxonomy places the organism in Eukaryota, Fungi, Ascomycota, Eurotiomycetes, Eurotiales, Aspergillaceae. The coding region runs from base 1 to 1323 and encodes 440 amino acids. The record is from RefSeq and is a predicted model, not a curated record.